Podospora anserina S mat+ is the source of this 2877-nucleotide messenger RNA. RefSeq lists its product as uncharacterized. Gene Ontology annotation, molecular function: protein binding. Gene Ontology annotation, cellular component: transcription repressor complex; nucleus. The record is from RefSeq and is a predicted model, not a curated record. The annotation marks the transcript as partial. Gene Ontology annotation, biological process: negative regulation of transcription by RNA polymerase II. Lineage: Eukaryota; Fungi; Ascomycota; Sordariomycetes; Sordariales; Podosporaceae. The transcript is spliced from 2 exons.
AUGGCAAAUCAGGUUCGGUCAAUACAUGCUGAAGGGCAAGCACGCGUGCAUGUCGGCAAUAGUUAUUACGGCUCGAGCGACUUCCUCCCGACCGCAGACGAUGCAGCCUUCGACUCCCACGCGGAAGAGCAUAACGCCCGAUGCCACCGCGACACCCGAACCGAGCUCCUCCGUCAGAUCAGAGAGUGGGCAGACGAUCCUCACGGCAAGACUAUCUUUUGGCUGAACGGCAUGGCAGGGACAGGGAAAUCCACCAUUUCUCGAACCGUGGCAAAGUCGUUCGCGGACGACGGCAUCCUCGGCGCGAGUUUCUUCUUCAAAAGGGGGGAAGGCGACCGUGGCAAAGCAACCUUGUUUUUCCCUACAAUUGCCAGCCAGCUUGUGCGCAAAAUCCCUGCCCUGGAGGCUUUUGUCAGAGAGGCUAUCAAUAACAACCCGGAUGUUGCCAGGAAGGCACUGAGAGACCAAUUCGAAAAGCUUAUCCUGCAGCCUCUGGAUCGCAUUCACCACGCUAUAGCUGUGAUCGUCGUUGACGCUCUCGAUGAGUGUGACGGUGACAACGACGUGAAGGUCAUCAUCUCCUUACUAUCACAAGCAAAGGAACUCCGCUCCCCAGGUUUGAGAAUCUUCAUUACCAGCCGACCUGAGCUGCCCAUUCGCCUCGGCUUCAAGAACGUUACGGGAGAGUAUCAGGACCUAGCACUGCAUCAAAUCCCGGAACCAAUCGUCGAACACGAUAUAUCUGCAUUCUUGCGACACGAACUCGCGAGAAUCAGGGACGACUACAACCACCAAGCUCUCGAAGGCAUAGAGCUGCUGCCAGAUUGGCCCGGUGAACAUGCUAUUCAAACUCUCGCUCAGAUGGCCGUCCCAUUGUUUAUUUUCGCUGCAACCGUAUGCCGCUUCAUUGAAGAUCCGGCGUGGUCAGAUCCCGCCGAUCAGCUGGAGAAAGUCUUGCAGUAUCAGAUGAAGGCCUACGAUUCCGAGCUCGGCAAGCUCGACGCGACAUAUUUCCCAGUUCUCAAGCAGAUCAUUAUCGGACAUACUAAUCCGCAGAAGCUAUUAGCUGCCUUCCGAGAUGUGGUUGGCCCCAUUGUCCUCCUCGUUCAGCCCCUCUCGGUGUUGUCGCUUGCAAAACUUCUCAACUUCUCCACUAAAUCCAUAUAUGGCAGGCUCAACUCUCUCCACUCCGUCCUAAGCAUUCCCUCGAGGAUAGAUUCUCCUGUCAGACUCUUUCAUUUGUCCUUCCGUGACUUCCUCGUCGAUCCAACCAAGCGUGCUGCUGAGUUUUGGAUCGACGAGACAAAAUAUCACAAGACACUUGCGGACAGAUGUAUUCAACUGUUGCACCAACACCUCAUGAGAGAUAUCUGCGGUCUACAAGUGCCGGGAAAGCUGCGGUCAGAGAUCGAUCAGCGAACUAUUGACGCCGCUCUGCCGCCCGAGACCCAGUACGCCUGUCAGUACUGGGUCCACCAUUUGAAGGAGGGUAGAAGCACCGUACAGGAUGGCGGCCCAGUCCACAGCUUCCUGACGAGCCAUCUACUUCACUGGCUUGAAGCGCUCAGCCUCUUGGGCCGUAUCUCGGAGAGUAUCAGCAUAGUAGACGACUUAUUAACCUUUCUACAUGUAUAUGCAUUCCUCUGUGAUCUGAAACGGUUUAUUUUAAACAGUCAAUCGAUUAUCGACAUAGCGCCUCUUCAGAUAUACGCUUCAGCACUUGUGUUCAGCCCGGCCCGCAGUAUAACAAGAGGCAUAUUUAAGCAAGAAGAACGGAAGUGGAUUACUAGCGGGCCAAUUGUACAAGAUAGUUGGAAUGCGUGCCGGCAGACGCUAGAGGGGCAUAGCGAUUCGGUCAGGUCGGUCGUCUUUUCGCCGGAUUCGAAGUGGAUUGCCUCAGGGUCAGACGAUCGUACCAUUAAGAUCUGGAAUCUCGAAACUGGAUCAUGCCAGCAGACGCUAGAGGGGCAUAGCAGUUCGGUCGGGUCGGUCGUAUUUUCGCCGGAUUCGAAGUGGAUUGCCUCAGGGUCAGGCGAUUGUACCAUUAAGAUCUGGAAUCUCGAAACUGGAUCAUGCCAGCAGACGCUAGAGGGGCAUAGCGGUUGGGUCUGGUCGGUCGUGUUUUCGCCGGAUUCGAAGUGGAUUGCCUCAGGGUCAGGCGAUCGUACCAUUAAGAUCUGGAAUCUCGAAACUGGAUCAUGCCAGCAGACGCUAGAGGGGCAUAGCGAUUCGGUCAGGUCGGUCGUGUUUUCGCCGGAUUCGAAGUGGAUUGCCUCAGGGUCAGACGAUCGUACCAUUAAGAUCUGGAAUCUCGAAACUGGAUCAUGCCAGCAGACGCUAGAGGGGCAUAGCGAUUCGGUCUGGUCGGUCGUGUUUUCGCCGGAUUCGAAGUGGAUUGCCUCAGGGUCAGACGAUCAUACCAUUAAGAUCUGGAAUCUCGAAACUGGAUCAUGCCAGCAGACGCUAGAGGGGCAUAGCGAUUCGGUCUGGUCGGUCGUGUUUUCGCCGGAUUCGAAGUGGAUUGCCUCAGGGUCAGACGAUCGUACCAUUAAGAUCUGGAAUCUCGAAACUGGAUCAUGCCAGCAGACGCUAGAGGGGCAUAGCGAUUCGGUCAGGUCGGUCGUGUUUUCGCCGGAUUCGAAGUGGAUUGCCUCAGGGUCAGGCGAUCGUACCAUUAAGAUCUGGAAUCUCGAAACUGGAUCAUGCCAGCAGACGCUAGAGGGGCAUAGCGAUUCGGUCAGGUCGGUCGUGUUUUCGCCGGAUUCGAAGUGGAUUGCCUCAGGGUCAGACGAUCGUACCAUUAAGAUCUGGAAUCUCGAAACUGGAUCAUGCCAGCAGACGCUAGAGGGGCAUAGCGAUUCGGUCUGGUCGGUCGUG